AUGAAUGAAGUCGUCAUCCGAGCGCCCUCUCUGAAGCGGGGAAAGAACUACGAAGGCUUGAACAACAGGAUAAAGCUGAAGAAAAUCUUAGGCUUGACAGUAUGCAGCAGUGCCGGACUCGAUGUAUCCUCCACAACCGGCGUCCUUGCCUAUCCAGCAGGAUGUACGGUAGUGUUGUUCAACUCGAAAAAGCUAUCCCAGAACUUCCUGCUCAACACAGCGAAGAAGGCCAUCACGGCCGUCGCAUACUCAGAAUGCGGUCGGUAUCUGGCAACGGGCGAAUGUGGCCACAAUCCCUCGAUCAAGGUGUGGGAGCUGGACGCAUCCGGUGGCAGCGGGGGCGGUGGUGCGAUCGAGAACGGUGCCGCCGGUAGCAUCGUGGCCGAGUUCUCCGGCCACAAGUACGCCGUCAGCUGUGUGGCCUUCUCGCCCACGGGCAAGUACCUGGUGUCGGUUGGCUCGCAGCACGACAACAUCGUGAACGUGUUCGACUGGAAGGCAAAUCUGAAGAUCGCCUCGAACAAAGUGACGGCCAAGGUGGUGGCGGUCAGCUUCAGCGAGGAUGGCAACUACUUCGUCACGGUGGGCAACCGGCAUGUGAAGUACUGGUAUCUGGAGGGUAGCCGCAAGUAUAAGGAACCGAUCCCGCUGAUGGGACGAAGUGCCAUCCUGGGAGAGCUGCGCAACAACGACUUCUGUGCGGUGGCGUGCGGCAAAGGCGAGAUGGCGGAGAGUACGUACGCAAUCACGCGGAACGGGCAUCUGGUCGAGUUCAAUGCGCGUCGCUUGCUGGACAAGUGGGUGAUGUGUCGCACCAAUGCGGCCAACUGUAUGGUUGCCAGUACAAAGUACAUUCUCGUCGGUUGUGCCGAAGCCAUCGUGAGGGUAUUUAAUGCUGAAACGCUAGAGUACAUUACCACCCUGCCGAGGACGCAUUUCCUCGGCGUGGACGUAGCGCAAGGCGUACACAUCAACCACAUGAUGGCGGUACCACAGAACGCAAAGUAUCCCGACACCAUAGCCAUCGUGUACGACGAAGCGCGCUCGAAGGUGACGUGCGUGUACAACGACCAUAGUCUGUACAUUUGGGACCUGCGGGACAUCAGGCGGGUGGGCAAGAGCCAAUCCUUCCUGUACCAUUCCGCCUGCAUCUGGGGCGUCGAAACAGUGCCAUUCAGCUAUCAGCAGCUCAAGCACAAUGCCAACGGUGGCGAUACGCUACCGUCGGACUGCUUCAUGACCUGCUCGUCGGACGACACGAUACGCGUGUGGGACGUGGACAGCUGCGAAACGAACGAGGUGUACCGGAAGAACAUCUACAGCAAGGAGCUGCUCAAGGUGCUGUACAUCGACGACGAGCUGAAUUUCAUAAAGGAUACGGACAAUCCGAUCCACAACACGGAGAAAAACUCAAGCUACGAUGGCCGCAACGGGGUGCGCUGCAUCAAAAUCAACCCGGAAAGUCGGCAGCUGGCGACGGGCGAUCGGAGCGGCAACAUUCGAAUCUACAAUCUCAGUAACCUUAAGCUCAUCACGACGAUCGAGGCGCACGAUUCGGAGGUUUUGUGUCUGGAGUACACGAAUGAUAAAAUCGAGCGACGAUUGCUGGCCAGUGCGAGCCGUGAUCGAUUGAUUCACAUUUUCGAUUGUGAGGCAAACUAUCGGAUACUGCAGACGCUGGACGAUCACUCGAGCAGUAUCACGUCGGUGCGAUUUAUCGGUGCCGGCAAGCAGUUUCAAAUGGUGUCCUGCGGUGCAGACAAAUCCAUCAUAUUCCGCCAUUUUCAGAACAAUGUGUUUCUGCGCGGAAACAACUGCUCUGGCAAAAAUACGCUGUACGACAUGGAGGUGGACAGCAACAGUAAGCACAUCCUUACGGCGUGCCAGGACAGGAAUAUUCGCGUUUACAGCACACAGAACGCAAAGCACACGAAGACAUUCAAGGGAUCCCAUUCGGACGAGGGCAGUUUGAUUAAGGUCAGUCUUGAUCUGAGUGGAAUCUACAUUGCGACGUCAUGCACGGACAAAACGCUCAGUGUGUACGACUACUACUCGAACGAAUGCAUGGCACGAAUGUACGGUCACAGUGAGCUCGUUACCGGGCUAAAGUUCACCAACGACUGCAAAUAUCUUAUAUCGGCUAGUGGGGACGGGUGUGUGUUCAUCUGGCAAGUACCACACGACAUGAUCGUUACGAUGCAAGCGCGCCUGUCACAGCAAGCGCUUCGAUCGGGCAUCCAGCCUAUUCCACGCGCGCUUCAACCAACGAACCCCUUCACCGAUGCCAUUCUGAACCACCCGCAACCGACGCCGGUGCCGAACAAUGCUGCUAUAAGCGUGUCAGAGUUCGGAUCACCACCCAACAGUGCUUUUCUGGUCGAUGAUGCUCCAGUCACACCCGGCUAUCGGUUUUCUGACGUGGGUCAGCUACCACAGUGGGCCAAAAGGAAACCAUCCGAAGAUUUGCAGUCAAAUUCGCCUGUACUCGGCAGCAGUCCUAGCCAGAGUGGUAGCAAUUUCGGUGGCCUAGCACCGAAACCGAGAGGACGCUGGGGUCAGAAGGGUGUCGGUGGACAGCUGGAGGAUCCAUUCGAUCUUAGAAAUAUCGUCGAAAGUAGUCCGUUGGGCACAACGUUUACCGCGGAACAGCGACAACCGACAACGCCAACGCCUCCCCAGCCGGUCUCUGGUCAUCCUACGCAUCCACCGGCAACUAACACACCCACUUCCGGGUAUAAUAGCAGCGGCUCAAAGGAUGUCUACAGCAACGCCUACCUCAGUGAAGACAGUUCAAUCGACAGCGGACGAGAGAACCGACGGCCGGAUCUGAGCUCCUUCCUGCACAAGAAGAUCACCGAAACGAAGGCACUGAACAGUUUGAACUCGGAAUCGAACACCGAACACGACGGUGACGUGGAGGAUAUAUCGGACGGUGAGCGAACGAGCUCGGACCAUGGCAUGGUGUAUUAUCCAUCCGCUGCACCAUCCACUCCAACUGAUUUCAAGAUCAAUGAUGUCGACACAAACGAGCUGCGCAAAUCAAUCCGUCGACAGAAGCUGGAAAAGCAAGGCCUUAGUCUAGCCACCCAAUUUCAGAGUGCUGCGUCAGGUACCGGUACGGGAACGUCCGACGACGAAGAUGAAGGUUCUACCCCAAGCGGUGAUAAUGCGGAUCGAUCGCUUGCCUCAACGCUGGGAGGAAGUUCGGAAAGUAUUCCUCAACAGGCAUCGUCCACCUUUCUGCAAGCUGUCCUCGAUGGACCGGGUAGUUUAUCCGAUCGGGAACGUUCACAAGCGCGGAAAAGCAUGAGCGCCAAGCACAACAACGAUGCAAAGAUUACGACCAGCAUAUCGAAAUCCUUUGCCAACAACAAAAAGGAGGAGUUGAUGAAGGUGAUCAACGAGGCAAAGGCAAAGCUGGAGAAUGGGAUAAUGUUUCAUAAUAAGCGUCCAUUAAAUUAUGCUCAAUUAAAGGUCGGCUACCGAUCCGGUUUACGCGCUAGUCAAAGCAUAUCCGAUUUGAGUCACUCGAUGAACAUGUCCGGAGCCAGUCCAAACCGUACGCAACGGAUAGAAGUAGAUAAUAGUUUAGGUUCCAGAAUGUACCCAGCAGUGUCCGGUACUUCCGGGCCAUACGGAGUCGGCUCUGCAGUGCACAUAAAUGCCGCAAAUUUUCUUCACAGUGCUGCUCCACGAUCAAAGCUUGCUCAAAACUGUAUGCUUAUGAACCAAAUACAGCAAGAGCUUCCACCGUAUCCGCGAGACGUUGGAAUUUAUGAACAACCUGCCCGGCCCGAUAAACUGGACCUGGUUGAGUUACCCCCAGUGCCAGCCGAUAAGCUGCGGAAACACCCGGGCAUACUGAAGAACUAUAAAUCCUGCCCCGUUUCACCCGUUCACGAAGAACAGGAAUGGUCCAGCCCGUCGAAUCACGACGAAUCAUCGCAUAAUCAGCAAAAAACACACGACCGUACCGGUCGCCAUGGGCAGAUGCGUCACUCGAUGUACUACGAAGAUGCGAAAACGAUACUGAGCAUGAUACAUUCCGACACCGAAAAGAUGAUCCGAGAAAUUACUAGCAAGUACGGGGAUCUAGACGAUAUAAAACCGACGGCAGCAAAGGUAAAAGAUGGCGAAAAACCAGCAUCCGUGCCAGCACCUUCCAAAGAAACUGACGCGAAAGCGACCACUUCUCGUGACCAGCACGAGCACGGGUUCCUAUCGGAAGAUGAACCGAACUUUAGCUCCGACUCGCUGGAAGAUUGCAGUCUCGAUCUGGACUUAGAGCGACACGGUCAACCGGUACCGCCAGCAAGGAAAAAACACUGUGCCAAACACAAUCCAGCCAAAAAGAUGCAACUCUCACUGCCAAAGCGUUCCGUGUCCGACUACUUUAUCUACGAUCAACCACCGCAAGGUGCACCGUACGAAAUUCCUUACCGAAACGUUUCGCUUUCGGACAUUCUAGAUGAUGAGGAAGCGAUCCGGCAGGCGGAGAAUCGGUUCCUCGAAACACAACGACACUCGAGCGCUAGCUUCUUUCUGGGCCAGCAGUACCCGACGCGGAAGAGCCAGGAAAGCAUCCUUUCGGAUGAGUUUGGCAGUGGCGGUGUUAGUUUUUGUAACAGCAUGGAAAGUAUCCUUUCGGAUGACUCCGAGUGCAAGAGUGCCCCGUUGGAAGUGCUGUUCGGGCGCAUCCGGCGUGAUCAUCUCAAUCAGGCCGGACACGGACAUGGAGCUGGUGGUCGUAAUGCGUCCAACUUCGAGUACAAACUGGAGGGCAUUGGCUGCGCUACUUCAAAAUCGUACGGCUCGAGCCCUAACGCUGGCAGUGGCUUCGAUUACUAUAUGCAGGGUAACUAUUUCCAUGCGACCGCCACCGACAGCAGUUACUUCGGUAUGGUGCACGACAGUUUGGAGUACGGCGGACAUGAGCGUCGCUCAACUGUUCGCCAAGGAGCACCCGGAAUGCCCACUUCGAUCAGCUACCCUCGGUUUCUGCCCAGUCUUGGGUCUCCCGGCACAGCUCCCCUAUCCACCGGAAGGGAGGAGUUACUUUUCAACGAAACAUUCGAAGAGGCAGAAGAUUUCAUUCCGUCGCUAACAUCGAAGGCAGCGCAGUAUGGAGGUGCCACCGUCAAAAGUCUCAGCAAAGACUUUGCCAACCAACGGAAACAGAUGAACUCGAAUCCACUGUACAACUGCAACGAUGGCAGCAACACUGGUGGGAACGGGGAUCUGUUCAUUCGCAAAACACUCAACGCCACAAACCAACACCAUCAGAUCACCCGGUCCGACAUAUUUGGCACGGAAUCGUCCGUUUACGUAAUGAAGAAGUCGUGCAGUUUCGAAAUCGAAAUGGGUGGUCGCCGAAUAGCGCGAAAUUCUAAAAAGUUCGAACAAAACCUGCAACGCUUCGAGCAGGAACGAAAGCAAUCGAACGAUCGCUUCCACCAUCAGCAGUUCGGUGGUACGCUGGAGAUGGAUUACGUGCCACACAAACCGCCGGUUGCCCAUCGUCGAUCGGCCAGCAUGAAAGGUCGCGGACGAGUGCGUUCGAAGGAGAAGUUCAACACGAUCAUUGGCCAGAUGUCCAACUCUGCCGGGCAAUGUGACGAACCGGCGAUGAUCGGCGGCAAGCUGCGUGAUUUUGUGAACCGGGAUUUUGUGAUGCCACCAAAGUCUGGGGACGUUAUGUCUGUGUCAGUUGGUGGAGUACGCCGUGGUGAUGUUGGUGAGGAAAAGUCGUUCGAAGUGUACGUCGCAGAGAAAGGCGUCAGUGAGGAUGAUAACAUGGAUAGCUUGGAGUUGCUCUCGAAGGCAAAGAGUGUCGCUUGUGUUCGGAAGGAGAACUCUACCGAUUCGCUCGAAGUAAGCGUCCCACCGGUCGAGAGCGUCACGGAGAUUGGAGUAGAAGCGUUGGAAGGGAUGGAACCAACCGAAGACGACGAAAUGAAUCCCGCGGAUGAGGCUUUCGUCGCCGAAGAAGCGUUAGAAUUAGCAAAGAAAAGUCUCACCCAUGGUGCAACCAGUGAGCUGGAAAAGUUAAUCGAUCGUGGACUCCUAACAAGUGGUGAAUACAACCGUUUCCUCGAUAUUGAGAAAAAGAUCGAUAUCAUCAACAAACUCGUGGAGCUGGAGGAGCGUAAACUCGAGCAGGAACGCACGGCCAAGGAGUAUCGGAUGCGCCCGUUCGAAUGCGAUCCACGCCAGAAGGGUUACGUGAAGAGUUUGACGGAAAACUUUGACCGAUUGGCAAAAGAUGCACAGGAAGAGCUGGAAAAUGAGAAAAGCUGGUACCUGGCAAAAGCUCGCAUGAAGCGCAAUUUUAGCCUACCGGAUGUGCUUGAUUUUGGUGCGGAUUGUUGUUGCCGGCAGCAUGGCGGCAAAUGCUGCGAACAGGAGGGCGAAGAUUGUGGGUGCUGUGGGGACGGAUGUGAUGCGUACAAGCAGAAGGACGAAGAAGAACUGUCGGAAAAGGAGGAAAACUCGAUGGCGGCCGCUGUUGCGGCAGUUGCUGCUGCCGUCGCUGCCAUUGGGAUGUCGAACAGCGAUGAAGGCGGUAAUCCCCGAAGCUUAAUCUCUGCGCAAGAUAGUGAAUCUUCGAUUAGACGUGCUUGUUCGCUUAGUGAUUUGAGUAUGGGAAAAGGCUACAAAUCUCCCAAUCAAUCGACUACUGGCAGUGGGCUGUACAAACCAUCGGUAAGCAACAGAAAUACCAGCACACCGAUACGCAACACGCCCAAGCGCAGUACCUCGUCGGUCGGUAAGGGAGGUGCGUCACUGUCUACCGGCAUGGGCGUCCGUAGUGUCUCAGUCGGAAUGUUGAACCAAGCGAGUGACUCCGAGGCGGAACCAGCAAACUCUCGAGGAGGUCUGUUGAAACCAACGAUUUCGUCCCAAAACAAGAUCAACGGCACGGGUAAUGGGACCGGUAAUGGCAGCGGUGGUAAAUACAUUAACCCCCGCAGUGCGGCUGGCAUCAUUAAUCGGCGAAAAGGUCUACAAAGCGCUUACAGUAGUGUAAAUAUCUCUACCGCUGGACAGGAUGAAUCUAGCUCGGAAGAGUCGCCCACCAGUACAGUAAGCACGGUACCGACGAAACCGGCCGUCCCACCGCGUCCCCGAAGCAUCGCCUUCGAACACAAACGGAUAGCGAACGUGAACACUAGUCUUAUAAACGUGAAGAAAACGGUUACCGUCGGUGGUACUACGACCAUUCCGUCCGAGUCGACAAACGGUAGCAGCGGUGGCAAUAACAAUGCCACCAACAACGGAGCCAUCGUGCCAGUGAAAGACGCAGAUCUGGACAAUGCAGACCUUACCAAUCAGCUUUGUACGAACAUCAUCAACCAACUCGUACAAACGACCUCCACCGUCAUACAGCUCCACCAGCGGCUAAAGUCAAGCGAUGAGGCGAGCAUCAAUGGGCGCAACAACUCACUGAUGCUGAAAGAGCUCGAAAAUGCCGUCAUUAUGACACAAAAUAUGCUCACCAAAGUCACCAAUCGCAAUCACAACGAUGGUAUCAACAACAAUAACAGUAUGAGCAAUAACACAAACAAUCAAAUCAUGUACGAAAAAUGUGUCGACAUGCUCAACCAGGUGCAAAAGCACGUGAAUAACAACGGCUAGGACAAAAGCAACCGGAAGCGGUAAUCAUUAACAUUGUGUUCAUAUCCUGCACAACGGUGCAAGACACGGAAAGGAUAUGCAAGGAAAUGCAUUCAGAAACAUUCCCCCUUCCGGACAAAGCCGUCAAUUUUCUUCGAAGGACAAAACGAAACAAUGUUUGUCGCUAGCAGGUGUACGCACCGAGUAAUAGUUUUUACGUUUUAUUUGAAUGGAUUGUUCUGUGUAGUAGUUGCGUAUUCGAUGUAGGUAUUACAGGCUCUACGCGUAGUAUUAUCUAAAGUUUGACUACAUUUUACAUGUGUCAGUACGAUCGCGAUCGAAUCCAGAGGAAAUUCAUUAGUCGAUGAAGAUAUAUAUCAGCGCCAUAUCUAGAUUGAGUUAAAUUAAGAAACGAUGAAAAGCAACAACAAAAAAAAACACAGCAAACACAAAGACAUAUAAAAAACCCAGCAAGUUUUAUAUGGUAGACUUUCCUUCCAAACAAAAAGCGCCUAUUAACUAAUGAACAACAGCAAGCAAGUUGCUUAAGUUUAUCCCUCUAGCUCGUAAUAUCACUAGCAUAUUCAUACAGUUUUUUUUUUUUCGUCAGCAGUCGGAAGCAAGUUUCAUAACGAUUCUUUAAUCUUGUGUUUCCGUUGUUCGUCCACAACACUAAAUUAACGAUGCGAUGUUUAGCGUUAGUUUUUCUUUGUUAGCCAAGCUUUAGGCAGUUUGUUGAGUUGAAGGAUUUGCAGAUUGCGGCAGAUUAGUGAGUAGCAUAUAAUAGACAAAAAUAUCCAUGCAUCAACGCCGUCCAAAUGUGUGUUUGUUUGUUUUAGUCGCGAAUUGUUAGUGUAUUUGUUGCAACAGCAAUGUCCGACCCUGCCGGACACCGGACGGUCGGACAGGUUUGGUUAAUAUAGCCCGAUGGAUGAUUGAAAGGUGUAGAGGUUCGAAAGGAACUCGAAAAGCUGUAGUCGUUAAUCUCUCAGUUUUGUUCAAAAGCGUUGAAAUUACGUUAAGCGUUUUUUUUGUUGUGGCAAACGGUUAGUUUAACGUUCUUCCUCAUCCCUCCAUGUGCGACAUCACGAAGCAGACGAAUGCGUUUUAAAAUAUCGGGUACAUCGAAUCGCACCUUACGUUGUGUGCCGUUUGUAGUGAAAUCCCGUCUUAAUUCAAACUUUAAUAAUCGAUAGUUCAUACAGCGGGGACGAAGUGUUCAUGUGUGAGGGAAAAGGGGUCUCCGUUUCAGUCAGUACUAAUAUUUAGCCUAACCAAUCUACACAGCCCACGCAAACCAACACAUUAAACCAACUAUUAAAUCAUAUUGAUUUACUUUCCCCGUUAACGGAAAAACACUAAAUCAUAUUUAACUGCACUACUAUUUGCCCCCGUGUAAGCGUCCCCGGGGGGAGGUCUCCAAUGAAUGUGGAUGGGAAUGUGGUAAACGAGUAAGGAAUUUAGCAAGGAAUUUAAUGUUUAAUCAAUGUGCUGUGGAUGAUGUGACUAUUCUUAACAAAACUGGUCAGGUCGGAUGUAGAAGCGAUGGACAUGCGUGUGUGUGUCGGUAUGUGUUUGAGUUGUGUAUAAAGUAAAGCCGAUGUGAGAGGUUGAAACCACGUAUUUGCUGUACAUAGAUGCUUGAACGAACGAUACAUCUUGUAUUUUGUAUUCCCUUUGGUUCGGUUUCCCCGUUGGGAGUGUUUGAAUCACUAACUCUAAACUCCAAGGCACCCGGUAGUGUAGGCACCGUUCGGACUAGAUCACAAAACCAGCUAAAACGCGGGUUGAAAAUAUGUACAUGAGAGAAGAAAAUACUGUACCAUCAGUGUACAGCAGGAAAAGUACUUAUUUUACUGGUUUGAAAGUUAACUAAAAGCAAUGCGCUGCGAAACAACACAAACCAACACAAUUGUCUUUCCAAAAUAUGAUGCAAACAUAACCUCAUAACUAUUUUGUGAGCCCCCCAGCUCUAGGGUAUAACGAAACAAGCUGCAAAUUAACCGAGGUACCUUUAACACGGUAGAUCACACUAUCAAUCGCAAUCGCGGUUGAGCGAGUGUUACAACAAACGUAGCAAUUAAAUGAGGAAGAUAAAAACAUCCAUGUUCCCGGUUUGCGGGUCAAAUAGUUAGUAACAUGUGAAAAAGUAUUUACAAUUGAACGAUUUCAACUACCACACACACAC
Anopheles moucheti is the source of this 9802-nucleotide messenger RNA. RefSeq lists its product as uncharacterized. Gene Ontology annotation, molecular function: protein binding. Gene Ontology annotation, cellular component: mitotic spindle. Bases 1 to 7635 code for a protein of 2544 amino acids. The transcript has 15 exons. Lineage: Eukaryota; Metazoa; Arthropoda; Insecta; Diptera; Culicidae. The record is from RefSeq and is a predicted model, not a curated record. Gene Ontology annotation, biological process: mitotic spindle organization; regulation of mitotic cell cycle.